AUGCCAGAGCAGCGGAAUGGGAUGCCAGAGAAAUCCAAGCUCCCGAGCAGCGAAAUAACCAUUCCUCUGAAAAAGCGCCAGAGGAAUCGGAAAUCACAUGCCGCUGCCGCUCACUUGUCACCUCUUCAUUUUUACAACUCCACGCACCAAGGCCAAAGGUUUGUCAAUGCUCUCCGCUUCUUCACGCUCAAAGAGAGAGUCUCUUUCGAUAAAGAAAUCAAGAAAAGCAAAUUCAUCGCCAUUGCUGCCCCUAUCUCUGAUGAGCGCUCCACUUUCUCAUUCAUUGCUGAGGUCCGUGAACCCCGUGCCACUCACAAUUGUUGGGCUUACAAGAUUGGGGAUCAAUUUCGGAGUAAUGAUGAUGGUGAACCAUCUGGAACAGUUGGCAAGCCAAUACAAUCAGCAAUUGAGUCUUCAGGGAUAGAUAGAGUUAUGGUGGUUGUUAUCAGGUACUUUGGAGGAAUCAAACUUGGCACUGGAGGAUUAGUUAGAGCUUACAGAGGGGUAGCUGCAGAAUGCUUAAGAAAUGCCCCAACUUGCCUUGUAAAAUCUAAAGUAAUAAAAUUUCCUAAAUUUUCCUUUUUAUGUUACUUCUCCCAAUCAAUUGCCUUUGAUAACGCCUUCAUGCUUGCACCUGUGGGAUUGCAUGUCACAUUUGAUCUUUUGGGAGUUCUAUACAUCAAAAUUAAUAAAAGCUGCAUUAUUCCCAAGAACAUCAGGAUUCUCAAGAACAAUAAACAAAGUGGACUUGAUGUAGAACUUGAUGCCAAAGGCGAUCUUCACUGGAAAGUUGUAUCUGUUUAUAUUCACCGGAGUGGGAAUAUUACUUUCAUGAGGAAGAAGGAUUUCAGGAAAGAGCAACUAGUUCUUGAGGACUUAGUGCUAGAAUUCAUAGUAUGA
Salvia miltiorrhiza (redroot sage) is the source of this 900-nucleotide messenger RNA. RefSeq lists its product as uncharacterized. Gene Ontology annotation, biological process: regulation of translational initiation. The record is from RefSeq and is a predicted model, not a curated record. Lineage: Eukaryota; Viridiplantae; Streptophyta; Magnoliopsida; Lamiales; Lamiaceae. Gene Ontology annotation, cellular component: cytoplasm. Bases 1 to 900 code for a protein of 299 amino acids. The transcript has 11 exons.